Oncorhynchus kisutch (coho salmon) is the source of this 1121-nucleotide messenger RNA. RefSeq names its product adaptin ear-binding coat-associated protein 1-like. The transcript is spliced from 8 exons. Gene Ontology annotation, cellular component: clathrin vesicle coat; membrane. Bases 8 to 949 code for a protein of 313 amino acids. Lineage: Eukaryota; Metazoa; Chordata; Actinopteri; Salmoniformes; Salmonidae. Gene Ontology annotation, biological process: endocytosis. The record is from RefSeq and is a predicted model, not a curated record.
UUGGGGGAUGUGCGCAGGGUCAAUGCACCAAUUGAUGGAGCACAAACUCCGCACUGGAAUCCCCAUCACGUCAUCGCCGUAUUGUGAGUAUAUAGGCCACUCGCAAAAACCGAAAGGAACUAUAAAUAAGCCACACAUCAAUUUAAUUUACAUCAAGAUGUCGAACGAGGGCGAAUACGAGUCGAUCCUUUGCGUUAAACCCGACGUCAACGUUUAUCGAAUACCACCGAGGGCUACAAAUCGUGGAUACAGGGCAGCAGACUGGAAGCUGGAUGUGCCCGAUUGGUCAGGGCGCAUACGGAUAACGGCGAAGGGGAAAGUGGCCUACAUCAAACUGGAAGACAAAGUCUCAGGGGAGCUGUUUGCUCAGGCCCCUGUCACAGAGUAUCCCGGCAUCGCAGUUGAAACCGUAAGCGACUCCAGCCGCUACUUUGUCCUGCGAAUACAGGAUGACAAUGGCCGCAGUGCGUUUAUUGGCGUUGGAUUCGCGGACAGAGGGGACUCUUUUGACUUCAACGUGUCUUUGCAGGACCACUUUAAGUGGGUGAAACAAGAGAAUGAGAUCAGCAAAAACCCUCAGGGGGCAGCUUUGGGACCAAAGCUGGACUUGGGAUUUAAAGACGGACAAACCAUCACCCUUAAUAUUGGGCAAGGCAAAAAGAGGGAUAAGCCACGCCCACAAGGGGCAGGUGGGCUCGGUCUCUUACCGCCGCCACCAAAAGGAAAGAUGGCUCCUCCUCCUUCCUCUGCCUUCUCCAAUCACAACACUGUGCCUCAAACAGGAGGCUCAGAUACGGGCUGUUUGCUAGAUCUGGACAGUAGUAACUCCAACACUGUGGUCCAAUCAUCCAACCCCAGCAGUGAUCUUUGGGGAGACUUCUCCUCUCCUGCAAGUUCGCUCCCUCCAACAUCGCGACAAGAGCACACACCGAAUUGGGGCCAGUUUUGAGUCCACAUCAUCGCCUUUCUCAUUGGUCUCCACCGCUGAACGCAACGCCUCCCUCCGUCGCUACAAACACAGUCAAAGCAAACUUUCCAAGAGACGAAGAACACCAUGUACGUCUAGAAAGUCUUCAUCAAAUCUAAGAAUGGACGUACACUACAAUCUCCUCCCAAAGUAA